AGCAGUCUUACCCUCAUGUGUCAGAGACUGAGACAGUGAAUUGAGUGUGUUUGUUCCUGAUUGCUCAGACCUGUGCCUGUGUGGAUUUUUAUUUUUGUUCAACAGAACUGAAGACAGCAACUGUAAACGAAGAAGGUCCUAAAGGAAUAGUGAUCAAGAUGUUGAUAACCAUGCUAACAGCUAUGUACAUGGUGGUCAAAGUGGUAGAAACGAUAGGGGCGCGAUUUACGCGGGAACAGGAUCCUUUGCCUUAUGUGGUGUCUCAGCCUUUGCCUUGGCAGGUUCACUCAGUGUCUCUCAGCCGGAGGAGCAGCAAAGCAGAUGAGUAUGAUGGCCUCAGGAGAAACAGCAUAGGCGUGUAUAGAAAGAUCAUUGCUACAGAGUUUCUCUACAUGGCUAUUUCCUCUACUUCCCUGGCUAUUCCCUGUGUCCUGUCGUGUUCAGACUCCAAUGCCAGUAACGGGACAUGCACAGUGCCUGCUGUUCCUCCGCUCAGCCCUGUUGAAGUUGAGAAGGCCGCCUCGACCAUCCAGAACCAUUUCAGGAAAUUCCAGCAGAAGAAACACAAGAACGGCAAGUAGAUGGACAGACCAGGAGAGUCUUACUACUCCAGCAAGUCUGAGAGACAAUAGCAAGCAAGCUGUGAUUUCAUGUGAUUUCAUCAAAGGCUAGAUGAACGCUGUGAUGUCAUGAUUAAAUUCAUAUGAACACUUAUAUUCAAAUAUACAUAUUUAAACUUAGUAGAGGCCCCAAGAUUAGUAAUCCAGAUUAACAUACAGCAUCCUACAUCUCAAACAAUGCUUAUAAAACCACAUUUUAAUUUCUAUGUGAACAAUAAAUGUGAAUAUUCUAUAAUUCUGAAUGAACAGAUUUCCUGUGCUGUGAUGAUUGAUGUGAUUUUAAGAGUGCGUGAGUGAGUUGUUAUUCUCUAAUUUAUAUAUGACUGUUGUUUCCUGUAUAUAAAUGUGUGGAAAAACACUGAUGUCUCUUAAGAAAAAACCCCCCAGUCCAUUUCAAUAAACUCAUCAUCAGAUUA
Messenger RNA from Neolamprologus brichardi, 1036 nucleotides. RefSeq lists its product as uncharacterized. Lineage: Eukaryota; Metazoa; Chordata; Actinopteri; Cichliformes; Cichlidae. The record is from RefSeq and is a predicted model, not a curated record.